Messenger RNA from Terrapene triunguis (Three-toed box turtle), 1669 nucleotides. Its product is annotated as tetratricopeptide repeat protein 5. The transcript is spliced from 10 exons. Lineage: Eukaryota; Metazoa; Chordata; Testudines; Emydidae. The coding region runs from base 29 to 1351 and encodes 440 amino acids. Gene Ontology annotation, molecular function: protein binding. The record is from RefSeq and is a predicted model, not a curated record.
GCGGAGGAAGGGGCGGAGCUCGGCGAUCAUGGCUGAGGAGGAAGGAGAAGGAAAUUACCAGGCCUUGCAAACUCUGCAGGAAUUGGUCGAUGGCCUGUACUAUUUCCGGGAUCAUUACUUUGAAAGCCAUGGUGUGGAGGAUGCUGGGCGAAAGCAGCAGGACAUUCUGGAGGAAAUGGAGAAAACGCUACAGCAGAUGGGCGAGAUAGAUGGCUGUUCCCAGGGCCGGGCUCGGGCGCUGAUGCUGAAGGGGAAGGCUCUGAAUGUUAUACCCGACUACAACCCCAAGGCUGAGGAGCUGCUGGCCAAGGCUGUGAAGCUGGACCCGGAGCUGGUGGAGGCCUGGAACCAGCUGGGCGAGACCUACUGGAAAAAGGGCGACAUCACAGCAGCCCACACCUGCUUCUCUGGGGCCCUGGGGCAUCGGAAGAACAAGGUCUCGCUGCAGAAUCUGUCCAUGGUGCUGCGGCAGCUGCGAGUGGAGAGCACAGAGCAGCAUGCCCAGAAUGUCAUGGACAGUGUCCGGCAGGCCAAGCUGGCUGUCCAGAUGGACGUGCGGGAUGGCCGCUCGUGGUAUAUCCUGGGAAAUGCCUACCUCUCGCUGUUCUUCAACACAGGCCAGAACCCCAGUAUCUCCCAGCAGGCCCUAAGUGCCUAUGGCCAGGCGGAAAAGGUGGAUCCUACAGCAUCCUGUAACCCGGACCUGCACCUCAACAGAGCUACGCUGCAUAAAUAUGAGGAGAAUUACACGGAGGCCCUGGAGGGGUUUUCCCGUGCAGCAGCCCUUGACCCAGCCUGGCCCGAACCCCGGCUGCGCCAGCAGCAGCUUCUGGAUUUCCUGGAGCGACUCACCAGCCUCCUGGAGAACAAGGGCAAAGUGAAGGUUAAGAAGCUGCAGAGCAUGCUGGGAAGCCUGCGCCCAUCCCAGCUGGGCCCCUGUGGGGACGGGCAGUACCAGGGGUCCUCAGGCCAGAAGGUGGCACUGGAGCAUCGGCUCCUGAGCGCCCUGCAGCCGGGUGUGAACACUGGGGCCGUAGUGCUCGGCAGGGUGGUCUUCAGCCUCACCACGGACGAGAAGGUGCCCUUCACGUUCGGCUUGGCUGACUCCAAGGGCCCCUGUUUUGCUGUCACUGUCUAUAACAUGGUCCAGAGCUGGGGUGUGCUCAUCGGCGACUCAGUGGCCAUCCCUGAGCCACACCUCCGGCAUCACCACGUCCAGCACCAAGGCAAGAGCUUCUCCUUCCCUGGGAUCCGUGUGGAGACCCCACUCCUGCUGGUGGUGAACGGCAAGAUGCAGGGACCUGGCACCCAGGCGGCAGCUACUGUGGCAUACCGAGCGCAGAGCGAAUGAUGCCGUGGGGAGGGAAUGUGCAAAGAUAGCUCCUUGCCCUCGGAUGCUGCUGCUGGAGGGGUUGGACUUGUCCUGCUGUCUGCUGCCCCCUGGUGGAUCCCAUGACUAUAAUGGCUUGGAGAGGCUUGUGGGGCCAGCAGGGGAUUUACAACUGGGUAUUGAGGCAAAGGAUGGGGACUGAGAAUGGGGUGAUCCCUGCCCCCUACAAAGAGGGACAGAGGUCCCUCUUUUCCCAUUCUCUCUCCACUCAACAUGGUCCUCUUUCCCAUGGCAACGAGCUCUACCCAGGCUCUGCCCCGAUACCCCAAUAAACCACUC